Messenger RNA from Carlito syrichta (Philippine tarsier), 2176 nucleotides. RefSeq names its product complement C8 beta chain (gene C8B). Lineage: Eukaryota; Metazoa; Chordata; Mammalia; Primates; Tarsiidae. Gene Ontology annotation, cellular component: membrane attack complex. Gene Ontology annotation, molecular function: protein binding. Gene Ontology annotation, biological process: immune response. The record is from RefSeq and is a predicted model, not a curated record. The transcript is spliced from 12 exons. Bases 129 to 1970 code for a protein of 613 amino acids.
AUCAUUCUCAUUGGUUUCCAGAGUUUCAGGUAAGUUUUCCAUCUGUGCAAAGUCUAAGCAGUUUCCAGUCACUGAUGGUUUUCUGUUUACUUUGCUGAGCUGUUUGCACUUGGGGACAGAAGCUGAUAAUGACACUCCCUGGGCAAACUUGUCAUGAACAUAGAAGCCUUGGUGGCUUCUCCUGUCAUGUAGAGAAAAUGAAGAAUUCCAGGAUGUGGGUGUGGAGGGCACCAGUGAAGCUAUUUCUUUUCUGUGCUGUCCUGGGCUGUCUCAGUUUGCCUGGUUCCAGAGGUGAAAGGCUGCCUUCCUUUGAGUCAAAUGCUGUCAACAAGAGCUUCGCUAGGAGCAGACAGACGCGGAGUGUGGAUGUGACCCCGAGGCCAAUUGACUGUGAGCUGUCCAGCUGGUCCUCCUGGACCACAUGUGACCCCUGUCAGAAGAAAAGGUACAGGCAUGCCUACUUGCUACAGCCCUCUCAGUUCCUCGGGGAACCGUGCAACCUCUUUGACAAGGAAGUUGAAGACUGUGUUACCAGCAGACCAUGCAGAAGUCAAGUGCGAUGUGAAGGUUUUGUGUGUGCACAGACAGGGAGGUGUGUGAACCGCAGACUUCUUUGCAAUGGGGACAAUGACUGUGGAGACCAGUCAGAUGAGGCAAACUGCAGAAGAAUUUAUAAAAAAUGUCAUCAUGAAAUGGACCAAUACUGGGCAAUCGGCCGUCUGGCUAGUGGGAUAAAUUUGUUCACAAACAGUUUGGAAGGUCCGGUUCUUGAUCAUAGGUACUAUGCUGGAGGAUGUUCCCCUCACUAUAUCCUGAACACGAAGUUUAGGAAGCCAUACAAUGUGGAGAGCUACACGCCACAGACCCAAGGAAAAUAUGAAUUUGCACUGACAGAAUAUGAGUCAUACUCAGAUUUUGAACACAAUGUCAUAAAGAAUGCAACUGGCAUGUCUAGUUUCAGUUUUGGUUUUAAAGUCACUGGAAUAUUUGAACUUGGCAUUAACAGUGCAAGUGGUCAAGGCAGACAUUAUAUUAGCAGAACCAAGCGAUUCUCUCAUACUAAAAGCACAUUUCUGCAUGCGCGCUCUGACCUUGAAGUAGCACAUUACAAGCUGAAACCCAGAAGCCUCAUGCUCCAUUACGAAUUCCUUCAGAGAGUUAAGCGGCUGCCCCUGGAGUACAGCUACGGAGAGUACAGAGAUCUCUUCCGUGAUUUUGGGACCCACUACAUCACCGAGGCUGUGCUUGGGGGCAUUUAUGAAUACACACUCAUUAUGAACAAAGAGGCCAUGGAGAGAGCAGAUUAUUCUCUUGACAACGUCCGUGACUGUGCCAAAAACGAUUUUAAAAUUGGUGGUGCCAUAAAAAAUGUCUACGUCAGUCUGGGUGUGUCAGCAGGCAAAUGCAAUGGUAUUCUGAAUGAAAUAAAAGAUAGAAACACGAGGAACACCAUGGUGGAGGACUUGGUGGUCCUUGUACGAGGAGGGGCAAGUGAGCACAUCACUGCCCUGGCAUACAAGGAGCUACCCACAGCAGAACUGAUGCAGGAGUGGGGAGACGCAGUGCAGUACAACCCAGCCAUCAUCAAAGUUAAGGUGGAGCCUCUGUAUGAACUCAUAACAGCCACAGAUUUUGCCUAUUCCAGCACAGUGAGGCAGAACAUGAAGCAGGCCCUGGAGGAGUUCCAGAAGGAAGUCAGCUCCUGCCACUGUGCUCCCUGCCAAAGGAAUGGAGUCCCUGUCCUGAAAGAAUCACGCUGUGACUGCAUCUGUCCUGCUGGAUCCCAAGGCCCAGCCUGCGAGAUCUCCUCUAGGAAAAAUGUCCCCAUUGAUGGGAAGUGGAAUUGCUGGUCCAACUGGUCUUCAUGCUCUGGAGGACAUAAAACAAGACAAAGGCAGUGUAACAAUCCACCGCCUCAAAAUGGGGGCAGACCCUGCUUGGGCCCUGCUUCAGAAACACUGAACUGCUAGGGAAGAGAGCACGUCUAGUAGAUGACACAGCUGUGGGCUGCACACAGUGAGAGCUCUGAACCCCCAAGAAUUCAUGCUAGCUCACUCCCACACCAGCAUCCACCUGGGGCUUGCCCAUGAACGAGGGCCAAUGCCUUUCAGGCUAUUUAAAAUAAAUGUAUUCCGUUUGUAAAAUGCAUGUUGAUUUGGAUAAAUAGUGAGUUCAA